Molecule: messenger RNA, 843 nt
Organism: Habropoda laboriosa
Lineage: Eukaryota; Metazoa; Arthropoda; Insecta; Hymenoptera; Apidae
Exons: 6
Coding region: 1-843 (280 amino acids)
Biological process (GO): detection of chemical stimulus involved in sensory perception of smell; sensory perception of smell
Cellular component (GO): plasma membrane
Molecular function (GO): olfactory receptor activity; odorant binding
Source: RefSeq, a predicted model, not a curated record
AUGUACGCAGAAACGGUCGAAGAACGAUUUAUGAAGUUGAACAAAGUGCUUGGACUGAUAUGCGGUGUCUGGCCUCGUCAGAACUCUCGAAGGAAACUGAUCACGCAAAUACUUUCUUUGCUUCUAAUGGCAUCUUCCAUUGUUACACAGAUAGCAAACACCGUGCUAUUCUUCAGCAUGGACAAUCUCGUGGAUGGCAUACCUUUCAACGUGGCAGCGGUUGGGACGUUCGUGAAACUGGGUAAUUACAUUAUAAACGAAACGAAGUUAAAGUCGAUGGUGGAACAGAUAUUCGACAACUGGACGUCGAUCAAAUCUGAGACGGAAUGCAAAAUCAUGGUAACCUAUGCUCGAAAAGGACAACUGAUCGCGUUGUGUUACGCAGCACAUUUGUUCCUUCCCGCGGCCAUAUUCUUAUGCGUGCCUUUCGCACCGAUCAUCUUGGACAUUUGCGCGCCACUGAACAAAACGAGAAAACGUGCGUUCGUUUAUCCAGCCUAUUACUGGAUGGAUCCUGAGCAAUACUACAUGAUAAUGAUAAUACACAUAAAGUUGAAGGUUGUGCACGGAACGUUUUUCGUCGGCCAAGCGUUUCACGUUUUCUUUUUGAACGUCCAGGGACAAUUUGUGAUAAACGCGUUCGACGAACUGUACGACAAGAUAUACGAAUCGCAGUGGUAUAAUUUCACUCCUAGAACACAAGCGUUGUAUGUAUUGGCAUUGAGAAGCUGCCUAAACCCACCUCUGUUAACAGCUGGUGGGAUGACGACGUUGAAUCUACGAUCGUUCGCAGAGGUGGUAAAAAUGUCCGUAUCCUAUUAUACGGUGUUGAAGACAACGUGA